Messenger RNA from Letharia lupina, 210 nucleotides. RefSeq lists its product as uncharacterized. Bases 1 to 210 code for a protein of 69 amino acids. The transcript has a single exon. The record is from RefSeq and is a predicted model, not a curated record. Lineage: Eukaryota; Fungi; Ascomycota; Lecanoromycetes; Lecanorales; Parmeliaceae.
AUGAGCACUGCGAGUGGCUAUCGGGAUCGGAUCGAACCGGGCGUCGAAGACGAGAUUGAGUUCGCGGAGGAAGGAGCACGCGGAGGAGACGCUCAGACGCACGAGAUCGACGGGAUUUCCACUGAAGAGGCGGGGGGGGAAGGUGAGCCCAGUGGUCACUUCUACGAACCUAGCACGCCUUUCAAUUACCAGACGGUGCCGAUGGGAUGA